This is a messenger RNA of Aspergillus welwitschiae, 1224 nucleotides long. RefSeq lists its product as uncharacterized. The record is from RefSeq and is a predicted model, not a curated record. NCBI's taxonomy places the organism in Eukaryota, Fungi, Ascomycota, Eurotiomycetes, Eurotiales, Aspergillaceae. The transcript is spliced from 2 exons. Bases 1 to 1224 code for a protein of 407 amino acids.
AUGGCUCCGCAUCUACUAUCGGGCAAGGAGAUCAUCCAACAACCACUGCCGGACUUACGUGUUGAUGAAAAAUACCGUACCACUAGCAUAUCAACACAGAAGCUCUUCUUCUCAGCACACCUAUCCCAGUGGAAUAUAGAGCAGAAAGCACGGCAAUAUUCUGAUACCAUCAAUUGGAAGGAUGACAUCCGAGCCUACAAAUUUGUUGAACAACUUCUUCACUGUGGUGAUGAGCACUCCGUGGUUGCGCGCUUUAACCAAAACCUCGGCCAUACCUUGACAAUUGCGCUGAACGGAUAUGUUGAUGAUGGCUUGGGUUUUGGGGACUACAAAUGUGCUAAACAGCCUCUAGAUCUCAAGAAGGUCCCGGAUAUUACUCUUAUUACGGAUAAACAUGAUCUAUGUGUUGUUGGUGAAGCCAAAACACCCUGGAAGCAUAAUAUUAUACACCAACAAAAUGCAAUUGUAACAUUCCGCAACUUUAUUGGCCAGAUCGCACAAUAUAUGUACAUGACCGAGACAAAGUACGGAUUCCUCACUACAUACGAGCAGACAAUGUAUUUCCAACAAGUACCUCACCCAAAGAAGAAGAAUGAGUGGGUACUCCGCCACUCUCCCGUGAUCCAUCAUAAUGUCAAAUGUGAAAAAGUCGCGGAGGAUGAAUCGGACAAUCCGGCUUUCUAUCAGGGAAAAGUGACAUUAACCGAAUGUUUCUUAUAUUUGGCUAAACUGGCCAGCGAGGGCAGCCGAGCCGUUAAUACCAUGAAAGCUACAAGCUGGUUCGGUACGGAUUCGAGCAUAGUCGAUACGCAGGAUGAUGGCUAUAUCUCAUUUCAUGAGGAAAGCAACGAGGAAAGUGAUUCCGACGCAAAAGACGCAAAAGACGCAAAAGACGCAAAAGACGCAAAAGACGCAAAAGACGCAAAAGAUGAUGACAGCAGUUCACGAAGAAUGACACGCAGCACAACACGAAGACUAAAUGAAAAUCUAAAUAUCAAUACCCUGCAGACUGAGACUGAACGACUGAAUAUUCGAGGCCAGUCUAAUCCAUACUCGACACUGAAAUGGAAAGGCCCUGUUUCUAUCUACUUUGAGCCCUCGAAGAAUAAUUGGUACUAUCUUGUUAAGGAACGACGGGUAUAUAUUAAUCUUCACCACGACGAAGAUCAAGGUGACUUUUUUGUUUCUGGAAACUAUCGCUACCCUGUGAAGAAACAUCACUGA